Molecule: messenger RNA, 2834 nt
Organism: Mangifera indica (mango)
Lineage: Eukaryota; Viridiplantae; Streptophyta; Magnoliopsida; Sapindales; Anacardiaceae
Product: beta-1,3-galactosyltransferase GALT1
Exons: 9
Coding region: 618-2525 (635 amino acids)
Cellular component (GO): Golgi membrane
Molecular function (GO): UDP-galactose:N-glycan beta-1,3-galactosyltransferase activity; carbohydrate binding
Source: RefSeq, a predicted model, not a curated record
CCAAAAAGUCGUUUCUCAAUUAUUUUAUUCCACUUGAAGAGAAGACUAUUCCUGCGUGCACCUAAAGUCCACAAGAUGGAACUCUGAACUUUCCUUGUUUUUCUUAAUUUCUACUCGAAUUUUCUCGCACUUUGUUGGGAAUUCCUAUGGACAGAUUAGUGAAGUAGUUUUUACUUGGCUCUCGAAACGUAUUCAUGAAUGAGCAGAGUUCCUCUAAGCUUGUUCUAAAGAACUGUGGUGAAGCUGCCGCUCAAGUUGGGUUCUGAUUUUUGAAAGUUAACAUGUGUAGAUCCACCAGCAUGACGGUCUUCUUCCAGAUGCUUUGAGGAGAGUUUAUGUUGUGAAAUUUUCUUUUAUUUAGCUAAAGCUUCCAUGGUCAAAUCAGAAGUAGAUCUGAAGCUUUCUUGCAAGAACUGAAAUGAUAACUGGAUUAUAUCUUGUGGAGAUUUGUUUGGUUUUUCAUUAGCAGCUCUUCUUUGAGAAUUUCCACUUAGAACUUAGUUUUAUGGAUGAAAUUCAUUCAUGUUUUAGUCACCUCUGAGCUUUUUUGGUAUUUUAAACUCAAUCUCUAUGGAAAAUAGGCUCAAAACUAUUGAUGCUAUCAUUUAAGGAGCAGAAUGAAGAAAUGGUACGGUGGUGUUCUAAUUGCAUCCAUGUUUAUGUUGUUAAUGCUGAGGUAUGGUUUCUUGAAAAAUCCUAUUGGGGAAAGAUAUGUAACAAAUGCUGUCACCUCUAAUGCAAGUGAUCCUCUGAAAUGGAUUCAUGCUGCAGUUCCAUCUGCAGUUCAAAAUCCUGACAAUGCCUCUCAAGUGAUUCCAAUUGAUACAUUAGCCUCUAGUCUCUAUGCUCAGAGGAAUAUCUCCAAGGAAGAGCGGCAAUCUUUGCAGACAUGGAAUCUCUUGAAAUACUUAUUUAGUUAUUCUACAGUUUUACCAAAUGGAGUAGAAGCUAUAAAGGAAGCUGGAAAUGCCUGGAAUAACCUUAUGGUGUCUGUUGAAAAGGAAAAAAUUGGUUAUACCAAUGAAAGUUCAACCACAAGAGCAAAAGAGGAACAAUGUCCACAUUUCUUAAACAAAAUGGAUGCCUCAGAUCUAGUCAACAGUGGUUUCAAGUUGCAGGUUCCUUGUGGACUGACUCAGGGUUCUUCUAUAACAAUUAUUGGUACUCCAAAUGGUCUUCUUGGUAAUUUCCGGAUUGACUUAACGGGAGAACCACUUCCAGGGGAGCCAGAUCCGCCCAUUAUUCUGCAUUACAAUGUGAGGCUACAUGGUGAUAAGAUAACUGAGAAUCCUGUAAUUGUUCAAAACACCUGGACUUUAGCUCAUGAUUGGGGACCAGAGGAGCGCUGCCCAUCUCCUUCUCCUGAAAAGAUUAUAAAAGUUGAUGAGUUGGAUCAGUGCAAUAAGUUAGUGGGCAAAGAAGAUAAGCGGUUUUCUACUACUAGCAAUCAUGGGAACAGUUCAAGGAGGUCUUCAGUGGCUCAGGAAGGAUCUAAAAACAGGAUUUAUUUUCCUUUUAAGCAAGGGUAUCCUUUUGUUGCCACAAUUAGAGUAGGAUCAGAGGGAAUACAAAUGACAGUUGAUGGAAAGCACAUAACAUCCUUUGCUUAUCGUGAAACUUUAGAGCCAUGGCUAGUUAAUGAAGUGAGGAUUUCUGGAGACCUGAAACUAAUUUCUGUCUUGGCUAGUGGUUUACCCACAUCAGAGGAUUCAGAGCAUACAAUUGAUUUAGAAGCACUAAAAUCUUCUCGUCUUUCUAAUCAUCAACCAGUUGAUCUUUUCAUUGGUGUUUUCUCAACGGCAAACAAUUUUAAACGAAGAAUGGCUGUCAGAAGAACAUGGAUGCAGUACCCUGCAGUUCGUUCUGGAGCAGUUGCAGUGCGCUUUUUUGUUGGUUUGCACAAAAACCAGAUAGUGAAUGGGGAACUCUGGAAAGAGGCGCAGACAUAUGGAGACAUACAGCUUAUGCCUUUUGUUGACUAUUAUAAUCUCAUCACGUGGAAAACUUUAGCCAUCUGCAUCUUUGGGACACAGGUUGUUUCAGCAAAGUUUGUCAUGAAGACAGAUGAUGAUGCAUUUGUCCGUGUGGAUGAAGUACUGGCUUCUGUAACCAGAAUCAAUGUGAAUUCUGGGUUGCUUUAUGGACUCAUCAAUACAGAUUCCCAACCUCAUAGGAAUCCUGAUAGCAAGUGGUAUGUCAGCACUGAGGAAUGGUCUGAAGGGACUUAUCCCCCCUGGGCACAUGGUCCUGGGUAUGUUGUGUCAAGUGACAUAGCAAAUGCAGUAUACAAGAGAUACAAAAAAGGCCGUUUAAAGAUGUUUAAGUUAGAAGAUGUAGCAAUGGGCAUAUGGAUUGCCGAAAUGAAGAAAGAAGGGUUAGAAAUCCGCUAUGAGAAGGAAGAGAAGGUGUACAAUGCUGGGUGCAAGGAUGGUUAUAUUGUUGCUCAUUACCAAGGUCCUAGCGAAAUGCUGUGCUUGUGGCAGAAACUUCAGGAAGGAAAUGUCCCUCGCUGUUGUGGUGAAUGAUAAGCAUACUGCUAUAUGCCGUUUUGGUUUAUUAUAGCUAAGAACAUCAAGGAGAUGAACGUUGGAUGGGGAAUAUAAAAUAUAAUUGACAGCUUAAUCGAUAGAAAUGAGGGGUAGAAAAAAAUUGAAGUAUUUCUUCUAGAGGGCUGAUGAUUAUUUAUGUAUAAAUAGUAUAGGAAUAUUUUUUUGGCAGUGCAUAUAGGAGAUGUGCCUUAUUGCAUAGAGAUCACUUACUAAUUAGAUUUUGAGGAAUGGUAUAUGUACCAAGUUUUAAGUAUUCAAUUAAGUAUUUAGAAAAUUUGUCAUCAA